Messenger RNA from Liolophura sinensis, 3220 nucleotides. Its product is annotated as alkaline phosphatase-like. Bases 4 to 1626 code for a protein of 540 amino acids. The record is from RefSeq and is a predicted model, not a curated record. Gene Ontology annotation, molecular function: alkaline phosphatase activity. The transcript has 9 exons. Gene Ontology annotation, biological process: dephosphorylation. NCBI's taxonomy places the organism in Eukaryota, Metazoa, Mollusca, Polyplacophora, Chitonida, Chitonidae.
CAAAUGGCGAAUGCAGAUUUACAGAAAAUUUUGGACAGACAGAGCAACAACAACGUUGCCAAGAACGUGAUCCUAUUUGUAGGGGACGGAAUGGGAGUGAGUACGGUGACUGCCGCACGGAUCCUAAAGGGACAGAGGAAGGGGCAGAGUGGAGAGGAGGAAAAACUCUCCUUCGAGGACUUCCCGCAUGUCGGUUUGUCUAAGACGUACAGCUUGGAUUAUCAGACUCCUGACUCUGCGGCGACGGCCACAGCCUUCCUGGGUGGGGUGAAGACAAAGAGUGGCGUGCUAGGCUAUGAUGGUCGGGUGAAGUACGGCUAUUGUAACACAACGAGUCCCCAAGCAGAAGUGGACAGCAUCGUGCAAUGGUCCAUAGCUGAAGGAAAGUCCACAGGCCUAGUGACUACAACCCGGGUGACCCAUGCCACCCCAGCGGCGGCCUACGCCCACAGCCCUGACAGGACCUGGGAGGGGGAUCGCAGAACCAUGCAGACCUCCCGUUCCCAAGGCUGCACGGACAUUGCCUUCCAGCUCAUCAUGAAUAACUCCGACAUACAGGUAAUCAUGGGAGGAGGUCGCCGCUUCUUCCUUCCAGCUAACGCCAUUGACCCGCAGACUGGUCGACCUAACUUUGGCUACGGACGAUUGGAUGGGUUUAACUUGAUACAGGAAUGGAUAGAAGACAAAGUUCGGCGACAAAAGAACCAUAGCUACGUGUGGAAUAAAGAACAACUCGAUCAAGUGGACACUCAGAAAGUUGACUAUCUGUUAGGUUUGUUCAAACAAAGUCACAUGAGUUAUGAGAUAAGAAGGCCACCAUCUGAACCGUCCAUUGCGGACAUGACAAGAAAGUCCCUGGAAAUUCUCCAAAGAAAUGAGAAAGGAUACUUUCUUAUGGUGGAAGGAGGUCGUAUUGAUCAUGGUCACCAUGCCAACUUGGCGAAGAGAGCUUUAACUGACACCCUAGCCUUCGAUGAAGCCGUUGAAGUCGCAAAAUCAAUGACCAACCAAUCAGAUACACUUAUUGUCGUGACCGCCGACCACUCUCAUACUAUGGUUAUAUCCGGCUACGCAAGUAAAGGCAAUCCUAUUCUCGGCCUGGUGGACCGACAAAAUGUUGCGCCAGCCAUAGAUGGUCUUCCUUAUACCACGCUGCUUUACGGUAACGGUCCGGGUUAUUCCAUCACAAACUCCACCCGGCGAAACCUUACCGGAAUUGACACGUUCGGGAAUUCCUUUCGACAAGAGACGGCUGUUCCUAUGGACUCGGAGACUCACUCGGCUGAGGAUGUGGCAGUGUAUGCCCGGGGGCCUAUGUCACACCUGUUCACCGGGGUACACGAACAGAACAUUAUCGCCACCGCUAUGGCAUAUGCUUCGUGUGUCGGAGCCGACAAACGCCACUGUGAAAGUAGAUUAACCGAGACAUCAGCAUCGCCUACCGUGCCGUUUCGAACGCCUAACGCCCCAUCCUCUUCUCUGGAUGAAUCAGAGACAACUACGGACACAAAUCUCUUCAGCACAAUAAAAGUUUUGGAAGGCUAUCCAGCCAGCGCUGCUCCUUCAUUACAAUUCAUGCCCGUUUGGACACUACUCUUAACGAGUUGCUUAGUUUAUAAUUUGUAAAUAGCUAUUAUUUUUCACAAUAUAUAACUACAUGUAUAUUUAUCUUAUAGUGCCAUCAUUAAACAUGUCAAAUUUUACCACAAUGCUGAAUUAUGCGAUAUUUACAUUUCAAAAUCACAAAUAUUUAAGAAGAAUACGAUCGGUAGUCUUAUCUAGUGUUAUCUAGUCGCAUAUCAUUUAUAAUUUUAAAAAAAAUUGUAAACUUUGUCUUCUUUAAAUGUCUCUGCUGUUUGAUUGGUAGGUUAUCACCAUACGUUAAAUACUGUAUUCAACUCAUAGGGUGUUAUGACCGGAAUCGGUUGAUAUCAGGUACCCACACUGAUAUGAUCACAAAGGCCACGAAAGUGUAAACAAUUUAGACAAAUAAACACAUUCAUGGCGUUUCGAGUCCACUACACGUCAGGGCCCAGUUUCACAAAACGGCGUACGACAUGGCGUAUCAUAAAUUUGGCGUAGCAUGUUUUGUACCUCAAUACUACUAUACCAUUGUCCUUUACGUGCGAUUAUCGUACAUUUACCUCUUUGCGAAACUGGGCCCAGCUAAUAACGACAAUGGUCGAUAUGUUAUGAGCAAAAAGGUUUACCCCUAGUUUAUCCCUAGUUUCCAUGCAAAUUCUUGCUGACAUCGUUACAAAGAGUGACAUCAUCUUUAGCAUAGAGUUUUUAAAAAACGAGAACCUCGUGUCACCAGUAUGCAAUCCUUUUAUAGUUGCAUUCUUUCUGGAUUGACCUCUGUGGAUACUUGACUGUCUGAGUGUUCUCGGUAAGCAGGACAUUUUGUGUUUAUUUUACUGACGUCUAUGCCAAUGCCAUAUCAUUGUUGUCAUAGGAGUGAGAUUUUAUGAAUAUAUCAUAAAAACCUGGUGCAGACCACCACGUCUUGCGAUGUACCUUAUCUUUGGAAGUUGUGCGAGAAGCAUUUUUCGAUACCUACCUACCUACCUCAAUACCAAAGGGCUAGUAUUCUGGCUGAGGCGAUCCAAUUUUGACACGAAUGAUACAGGUUUUCCUGGGGCACAAUAUUUUGAUUUCGAAAAAAUUUUCUUAAUUUUGAUAUAUUUAUUCAUUUCAUCUGUUUAAGGCUAUACUAGGUCCUCUGUGACCGAGUGAUUAGCGUGUUAGUGCAGGGAAAUGACUCUGGAGGCCCUCACCAAUGCGGUCGGUCUUAAAAGAAAAGACAAUAAACAAUAUAAUCUGAUUUAACUAUGUAUAGGUUUAAAAAGAGACCUAUUCGGUGCCAUAUAGCUUGGUAACUAUAUAAAUCAACCUCUAAUAAGGAAUUCUUACGACGGCAUGAGAUACACCAUGUUACAGCAACCGGAAUUACAAUGUUGCGUCACUCAUGCCCCGCGUAUAUACGGUUAAAGGUCAAAAUGGGGUUCAGGUGACCCAAACGGAAACACGCGUUUAGACGUUAUAAAUAACUGACGCCUAACGGGAUUUAACUGAAAACAUGGCGGUGCUUUGGAUUGUCCCAAUGUGCGUGAAUUUGGUUACGUUGAACUCAAUUGUGUAACAUCACAAAAGUAAAAAGUUAUGCUGUAAACACUUCCUGUGAGAUAAUUUAUCGAUGCAUAUGUAAAUCUUGCCUAAU